AUGGAUACUGUGGCUCUCACCGUCAGCUCACUUGUGCAUCAGGCGGAGACCCUGAACCUUCCAGUCAUCCGUAGCAAGUCUCUCGCACUCACUAUCGCCGCAGGUAUCCCCAUCGUGGUGCUCCUGCACGACACGUCAGACUGGUGGUUGCCAAAGAACUGGGAAGUCCCUGUCGUCUCUUGGUUUCGCCGCAGGUGGCGUCAGGACCCCGAAAGCAAGGUAGCGCACCUGACACUGGCUCGCAACGCGGUCCUCUUCUUCUUUGUAGCCAUGGCACUGAGCGAGACCCCCUACUACCAGACGACAGUGGACUACGUGGCCGACCGUGUCUCAAGCACCACCGCACGCAAGUCCUUUGAUGAGCAUAUUAAGGCGUCCCGACGAACUGCGUUUGGAGCUGCCAGCGACGUAGUGGGAGAAGAAGGGUACAGCGACGCGAGUGUCCGCCAGCAGCGGGACACGGCGCUGCGCCGUCGUUUUGUGCAUGACAACCGUAACGGGAACUAG
Messenger RNA from Trypanosoma conorhini, 507 nucleotides. RefSeq lists its product as uncharacterized. The transcript has a single exon. The record is from RefSeq and is a predicted model, not a curated record. The coding region runs from base 1 to 507 and encodes 168 amino acids. Lineage: Eukaryota; Euglenozoa; Kinetoplastea; Trypanosomatida; Trypanosomatidae.